This is a messenger RNA of Nasonia vitripennis (jewel wasp), 3605 nucleotides long. It is a transcript of the gene Git, whose product is annotated as ARF GTPase-activating protein GIT2. Gene Ontology annotation, molecular function: GTPase activator activity; protein binding. The transcript is spliced from 13 exons. Bases 336 to 2378 code for a protein of 680 amino acids. The record is from RefSeq and is a predicted model, not a curated record. NCBI's taxonomy places the organism in Eukaryota, Metazoa, Arthropoda, Insecta, Hymenoptera, Pteromalidae. Gene Ontology annotation, biological process: regulation of ARF protein signal transduction; brain development.
ACACUCUGUUGCUCCGUCGCGACAUGUAGUGUAUAAAGUAGGCGGCGAGGGCGGACGAAUCGGAGUGCGGAGUGCGUGCAGUUGCAGCGUGUUUUUAUUUGGCUCUCGCGGUGCAGCGCCGUCUAAUUGGCCCAGUAAUUAUGUGAGAGAGAGAGAGAGAGAGAGCCCGAUGCUGUGCGACGAGCGAGUUUUCCCCGACGGCUUCUAUGCAUGAGUCUCGAGGCGUAAGGGCGUCGCACCCGAGAGAGGAAAUUUCGAGUUGCAGCUGAGAGAGUGAUAUACACUCUUGUGUACACUGUACACGCAUAUAGUGGAUAGUGCCCUCGUUCACUGCAAUGGCUCGACCGAAACAUCGCGCGAGCGUCGACGUGUGCGCCGACUGCGGCUCUCCUGAACCAGCGUGGGCCUCCGUAAACAGAGCCAUCCUGCUUUGUGAUGAGUGCUGCAGUAUACAUCUGAGCUUGGGGCGACAUGUCUCUUACAUCAAGUCACUGACUAAGGGAGUUUGGAGCACAAACCUGUUAAAUAUGGUUCGAACAUUGAAUGAUAAUGGAGCCAACAGUAUUUGGGAGCAUUCCCUCUUAGACCCCAGUAAUUCUAAAUUUAGCAGAAGGAAACCUCAACCAAAAGAUCCUUUACAUCCUGUGAAGGCAGAUUUUAUCAAGGCUAAACACCAAGACUUAAAGUUUGUACUGCGUUCAAGCACAAAAGAUGAACCUUGUAGUGAAGAAGAACUCAGCAGACAAUUGCACAGCAGUGUUCGUACAGGCAAUUUAGAGACUUCCUUAAGACUUCUUGCACAAGGAGCUAAUCCAAAUUACUUCUAUAAGGAAAAAGGGACAAUGCCUUUGCAUGUUGCUGCUAGAGCAGGUCAAGCUCUUCAGUUGGAGCUUCUAAUAGCUAAUGGUGGCAAUCCCAGUAUGGUGGAUUCUAAUGGUCAAACCCCAGCAGACAUUGCCAAACUGGCAGGUCAUUUAGAUUUAUCGGAGAGGCUUGUUGAGUGCAUGUACGAAGUCACAGAUAGGCUAACUUAUUUUCUUUGUAACCGGAAGCCUGAUCAUAAAUCAGGAGAACACCUUAUUAUUCCUGAAUGGGCUGCUUCUUUGGAAAGGAGUGAAUUGGCUUUUGAAGCCAGAAAUAAAUUGCAAAUGUUACCAAAUCAUUUAUUAGAAGAGCUCGCUUCAGACGUUUACGACGAAGUCGACCGCAGAGAGACUGAUGCCAUUUGGCUAGCUUCGGCGACGCUUCCCGAGAGAUGCAUAGUUCCGUUUCUACCGAUUCACCCUCAACUCUCGUCGACGCGCAACCAGGGACGUCAGAAACUAGCGAGAUUCACGCCGAAGGAAUUCGCCACGCUCAUUAUCGACAUUCUCACCGAAGCAGGCCAUAGGCAUACCGUCGCUAAUAGCACUCCGCUACAAGAUCCAGCUGUCUCCAUGUUGCGUAAGGAGCAAUUAGGGAAGCACGGUUCACAGAUGUCGGACGACGAGCCCCUUUACGACAGCGUAGCAUCGGAUGAUGAUUAUGCGGCUCUCGCUACGGAAAACGCCGCCGGAUUGUCCGCGACGAUAGCGACGGACAAUGAGAAAGUACUUGCUCCGAUGGCAAAGGGACUGCCGUCGGUCGUGGAGGUCUUGAAAAAACAGCUGACGCUAUCGGAAACUACGAUGAGAGACCUCAGAGAGGAAGUUCGACGACUUCACGCCACUAUCGAGCAUCUCACUCAGGAAAACCGCGAAUUAAAAAACACAAUUCAAGCCCAAGCCAAAAUAAAAGCCCAACCCGAGAGAAUAAUAAACGGCCACAUUGGAGAGCAUGACCCCGAACCGGAGCCUGUCCUAGAUAUUAAGAUUUCAACCACGCCAACAAAAGCUAGUCAGCGACCAGCGUCUAUGUACGAAACACGAGAAGGCCUAAGAAAACCGCCAAGCUUUAUGAACCAGACAAAACGAGAAACGGAAGGACUGCCUCGACCCUGCACAACGCAAGGACUGUGGGAGUGCGGUACGCGAACUCUGCCACCCAGUGAGGAGGUCACGAGGCGAACAGAGCAGGUGACGAGACGUAUCCAGGAGCUUUGGAUGGCAAUGCAGGACCCGGCCCAUCGAGAAACAUUUGUUCCCUGCGCUGAACGCAUUCGCGUGGCCGUCGCCGAACUUGCUGCCAUUUUUCCUCAAAACCCCGUUGACGAUAAUAUUAGAUCUGCUCUACGCCAGCUGAACGGUAAUACAGGCAGAUUGCAGGCGGAGUGCACUGCCCUUCAAAGAUGUACCAGUGACCCCGAUCACAUGGAUCGGUGCCUUCAGCAAGUUCGUUCCAGUGCCUACGACAUCGCCAAAGCCACUAAACUUCUCGUCACGCAGUUUCAGAUAUCGUAACUAUUGAUCUAUAUACUGCGUUGUUAUCAUUAUUACUAUUACUCGAUUCACAUCACCACAGUUAUAUAUCGCAAUGAAGUUAACGGUUGGUUUUUUGCAUUGACAAUUAAUUUAUAGCAACUUAAACGGUUAUAUAGACGAGACUUCAUUGUGUGCAAUGCGUGUACUGUUAUAACGUAUAACAUAUAUUAUAUGUUUUAAUCAAAAAGAUUCUACGAAGUUUUACGGGAGUCGCAGUAUUAGCAUAAUAUAGAGAAAGCAAAGGAGGGGACACGUGUAAUCUACGGCAGAACUUGGUAGGCUCUUUUCCACGACAGAAUUAUGACAGUUGCUGAGAUUUGAGAUUUUUUUUCUCUAACUGUAUUUUGUAAAUAUAUGUGUAUAUUCUUUGAGAGGAAUUAUUUUUUGCGGGAUCUAGAAGUUUGACUCGUUGAUCCUAGUUUGUUAUUACCUCUUGAAGGUACGAUCAAGACUGAAUUAGCCUUUCUUUGUCAAUCGUCCUUUUUAUUGAUUGUGAAAUUCUUUUCUAUGUUUCAUGCUGAAGUUGAGAGGGCUUCUGCAACGUGUUUUUUUUUAAUUGUGUACACCUGACUUUUAUAUAGAUUAUUUACGCGUGCAAUAACAAAACGGAAAGUAUCGCAUUGUUUUAAUGGCUUUUUAUGAAUAUUAUGUCGAUUCAUUUUAAACGAACACUCAGGCAUCGAUUUUGACCAAAUUUGUUCUACUUAACACAGCAUUUAGCAUAUGCACGACAAUGUACCUAUUGAAUUGGUGCUAUACCGGUCAGAGAGACCGUUUUCUGUAUAAAAGAUGUUAUACUCGUUGAUUGUCAAAAGUUUAAGCAAUUGCCCUCAAACUGUCAUUCAACGCGAAUAUAAAGAAAGUGCGUAUGUUUAUAUGCGAAACCCCGAUGGUCUAACGAUUCGCAUUAAAAACACUGAUAUUAUUAACGUAAUGUUCAACAAUCAUGUAUGCGCAUUUAUCAUACGCUUUUUAUUAUAACGGACUCGCGUUCUGUUCUGUAUACACUUAUUUGUACAGUUUAUGCAUAUCGAAAGCGAUCGGUUAAUCAUUUUACUCCGUGGCCAAAUUUUUGAAAACUUGUGUGUUUAGAUCGCGCAAGUUCUUUUAUCUAUGUAUUCAUGUUUCGUUUUAACAUAUUUAUGUAUAUCUUAUGUACAAAAUAAUCAGUAUAUUGUAACAAUAAAUUUUUUUCUUGAAUUUUAA